GGGAAUCCUAUUGCUGGCAAGCACUUGUUAUUCAAAAUACUGCAAUAGACUUAUACGCAGUGACUGUGAUAAUGUGGCGACCAAUUUUCCUCCGACUCCUCCGAUUUCAAAGGAGCCAAGUCCGAUAGCAACCACUAGAACGAUUCCUCCACCGACUACAUCGUAUCCCGAUGGAGACACCAAUUUCCCAUCUACUCCUCCAAUUUCCGCAGAUACUCCAACAAUGCCAACUCAGGGUAUAAAUAUAACAUCUAAACCAACAAUUAAACCAACAAUUAAACCAACAACUAAGCCAACAUCUAAACCAACGAAUAGACCAACAUCUAUGCCAACGACUGCACCAACAUUUAAACCAACAACUAUGCCAACGACUACGCGACAAACAACAACAACAGUAUGCCCAGGCGGAGAAUCGGAUUACCCUCCGACUCCACCCGUGCCUUCUGAGCCUCCAAUCAAGACGACUACAAAGCCUUGGACGACAACGACAAAACGACCAACAGUUUCGUCACCCUCUUGGACAGAGCCAGAGUCGGUUGUUGAGACACAGUGGCCAGAAGAACCAACAGAACCUGAACACCCUUGGACGGAGCCAGAGUCGGUAGUUGAGACACAGUGGCCAGAAGAACCAACAGGACCUGAACACCCUUGGACGGAACCAGAGUCGGUAGUUGAGACACAGUGGCCAGAAGAACCAACAGGACCUGAACACCCUUGGACGGAGCCAGAGUCGGUUGUUGAGACACAGUGGCCAGAAGAACCAACAGAACCUGAACACCCUUGGACAGAGCCAGAGUCCGUAGUUGAGACGCAGUGGCCAGAAGAACCGACAGAACCUGAACACCCUUGGACAGAGCCAGAGUCGGUUGUUGAGACACAGUGGCCAGAAGAACCAACAGAACCUGAACACCCUUGGACAGAGCCAGAGUCCGUAGUUGAGACACAGUGGCCAGAAGAACCGACAGGACCUGAACACCCUUGGACAGAGCCAGAGUCCGUAGUAGAGACACAGUGGCCAGAAGAACCGACAUACAUUCCAACAGAAUCUGAGAUCCCAACGAGGUCGACAGCGAAACCAAUCCAACCGACAAGAACAACGUUUUGGCCGACAACAUCAAGACCAAGGACGACAACCAAAAAAACAACAACCCAAGAAACAACAACCAAAAAAACGACAACAAAGCCAGAGUCGGUAGUUGAGACACAGUGGCCAGAAGAACCGACAUACAUUCCAACAGAAUCUGAGAUCCCAACGAGGUCGACAGCGAAACCAAUCCAACCGACAAGAACAACGUUUUGGCCGACAACAUCAAGACCAAGGACGACAACCAAAAGAACGACAACCCAAGAAACAACAACCAAAAAAAGACCAACAUUUUGGACAACGACUGCAAAGCCAUCGACAACUGGAAUAUGGUCGAUUUGGAUAACUCAGAGUUCAACAAUAAGUUCGCCAACAACUUUAACUUGGCCGACGACUUAUCGAACGACCAUUGUCGUGCCAACUAAGCAUACUUGGCCAACAACCAUCAAGACGAAAAAUUAUAGAAAGGUUACGCGACCAAUCUUUGGAUAAAUAAAAUUCAGCACGUAAAAAGAACGGAAAGCUAAAGUUGAGCCGACCCAACUUUUAUAUCCGUAUAGCCAUUCCUUAAAAAAAAACUUAAAUGAAUUAAAUAAAAUAAAAAAUUAUAAUCACAUAGAGACAUAUGUUUAUGUACAGUUUCAGCAUCUAUUUCUAUUACCCCCUGGAUUUCGGAGACGGUUGAACCCACAUUCACCAAACAUGAUAUAUAAUUAUCUACUUUUGGCUUAAAUUUCAUCCAUAUUAAGUUCGCUCUUCUUCUUUUUGUUAAUUCUUCAAUGGGCGCAUAUAAGAGAUGCUCUACUAUAGCGAGCUCUCUUGUUUAACAGGAAGUCCAGCUCCUAGGGCGUGCUCUUAAUUUUACUUUAAUGUCUUAAGCAUAAUAUAAUCUAAUAAUAAUCUUUCUUAUUCUGACUGAAAUAAAUUAGUGGGGCUAUAAAUCAAUACCAUAAA
Scaptodrosophila lebanonensis is the source of this 2038-nucleotide messenger RNA. RefSeq names its product mucin-2-like. The record is from RefSeq and is a predicted model, not a curated record. The coding region runs from base 224 to 1576 and encodes 450 amino acids. The transcript has 2 exons. Lineage: Eukaryota; Metazoa; Arthropoda; Insecta; Diptera; Drosophilidae.